AUGUCUAGUCCCGCGCCUCCAGGUGGUCAAAGAACCCUACAGAAGAGAAGACAAGCGCAGUCCGUCAAGGACAAGCAGCAAAAACAGACGCCCGCUUCUAGCAGACAAGCUGGAUUUGGUGGGUCCUCUAGCAGCGUUCUUAAGCUGUACACUGACGAAGCUAACGGGCUAAGAGUUGAUCCGCUGGUCGUGCUUUUCUUGGCCGUGGGCUUCAUUUUCUCCGUCGUUGCGCUCCAUGUCGUCGCUAAAGUGACGGGCAAGCUCUUCUAG
Lachancea mirantina is the source of this 270-nucleotide messenger RNA. Lineage: Eukaryota; Fungi; Ascomycota; Saccharomycetes; Saccharomycetales; Saccharomycetaceae. The record is from the annotation of a GenBank genome assembly.